AUGGAAGCCAUGAACAUGAGGACCAGAGAAGAAGUUACAGGGCAAGUGGGUGUAGAAGAUGAUGACCUAGUCAAAGGUAGCACUAAGACUGAACUCACCAAAAUUCGUCUCCUUAGGACCAUUGUUGAAUCACGUGAUCCUUCUUCUAAGGAAGAAGAUGAUUUUACGUUAAGAAGAUUCCUACGUGCUCGUGAUUUAGAUUUGGAGAAAGCUUCUACGAUGUUCCUGAAUUACUUGAAAUGGAAACAUUCAUUUGUUCCAAUUGGUGUAUCGGCAUCAGAUGUUCCUAAUGAACUUGCUCAAGAAAAGGUGUUCAUGCAAGGACGUGACAAGAUAGGUCGACCGAUAGCUGUUGUCAUCGGUAGAAAACAUUUUCAGAUGAAAGAUGGUCUAGAUGAAUUCAAACGGUUUGUGGUCUAUGUCUUUGAUAAAAUAUGUGCAAGGAUGCCACCUGGGCAAGAAAAGUUUGUUGCUAUAGCUGAACUUAAGGGAUGGGGAUACUCAAACAGUGACAUUCGUGGUUACCUUGGUGCUCUUACAAUUUUGCAGGAUUACUACCCUGAAAGAUUGGGGAAGUUGUUUAUUGUCAAUGCACCAUACAUUUUUAUGAAAGUGUGGCAAAUUAUUUACCCCUUCAUUGACAACAGAACCAAGAAGAAGAUAGUAUUUGUGGAAAAAAAGAAGGUGAAAUCAACACUUGUUGAAGACAUAGAUGAAAGUCAGUUAACAGAUGUAUUCGGCAUCCCAAGGAGCGAAGCAGCUCAAAGGAUUGGCAAUUCAGCUCAGUCUGGUCUGAGGAGAUGGGCUAGGCUACUCGCCCCAUACAUAGGAAGAGGGGGAAGUCAAGUACCUAGAUCCAAGAUCACGAUAUCCGGUUUGGUGUGGUUCUCCUAUUCUAUCUAUGGUCUUGCUGCUGAGAGAGAGAGUAAGAAUAGAAAGCAGAAGCUCGCCCGAGAGAAAGACAAAGGAUGA
Messenger RNA from Sphenostylis stenocarpa, 972 nucleotides. Lineage: Eukaryota; Viridiplantae; Streptophyta; Magnoliopsida; Fabales; Fabaceae. The record is from the annotation of a GenBank genome assembly.